CCUUUUCGCUUGCGUCUGUCAAUUGAAGCGCAACUCGCACGUGAAUUCUCUAAAGAAGCUCACUUAAAUUACACAGAAAACAUGGACAAACCAGUUGUUUGGGCUCGCGUCAUGAAAGUUCUCGGCCGCACCGGCUCCCAGGGCCAGUGUACCCAAGUCAAAGUGGAGUUCCUUGGAGAACAGAACCGUCAAAUCAUCCGUAACGUGAAGGGUCCCGUCCGUGAGGGUGAUAUCUUGACGCUGCUCGAAUCUGAACGUGAAGCAAGACGUCUACGCUAAGAGUGCAACACGCUUGGGAUUUGUUUGGAAUGUGUUGUUUUGCAUUUGGCAAUUUCUUGGAGGAGGAUUAUGAUAUGAAAACCAUAAACAACAUACAGACAGAAUCACACAACACCAAAUUACAAAUGUUUUAAAUAAAUUUCAAGUAUUGCAGUGCUUAAAAAAA
Drosophila navojoa is the source of this 445-nucleotide messenger RNA. RefSeq names its product Ribosomal protein S28b (gene RpS28b). Gene Ontology annotation, molecular function: structural constituent of ribosome. Gene Ontology annotation, cellular component: cytosolic small ribosomal subunit; ribosome. Gene Ontology annotation, biological process: ribosomal small subunit assembly; translation; maturation of SSU-rRNA. Lineage: Eukaryota; Metazoa; Arthropoda; Insecta; Diptera; Drosophilidae. The record is from RefSeq and is a predicted model, not a curated record.